Molecule: messenger RNA, 3070 nt
Organism: Megalobrama amblycephala (Wuchang bream)
Lineage: Eukaryota; Metazoa; Chordata; Actinopteri; Cypriniformes; Xenocyprididae
Gene: hbs1l
Product: HBS1-like translational GTPase
Biological process (GO): translation
Molecular function (GO): GTP binding; GTPase activity
Source: RefSeq, a predicted model, not a curated record
GUCACUGCGCAUGCGCGUCCCUCCUGCAUCUGAUGGCCGUCAAUAUGGCGGCUGUGGAAUGAGACGCAUGUCCAAACUUUGCACUGACAAUUGAUAUUUUGCUUCGCGUACUUUGUUUACGUGAAAAAAAGCUGUCGAACAAAAAAUGUCCCGCCACAGGAAUGUCCGAGGUUAUAACUACGACGAAGACUUUGAUGAUGAUGACGUGUACGGGCAGUCAGUGGAGGAUGACUACUGCAUCUCUCCUGCCACUGCCGCACAGUUUAUCUAUUCACGUCAAGACUCGAGGCAGGCUCGACAUGUAGAGACCGUGGAGGAGGAAGUAUAUGAGGAGGAGGAAGAGGAGAUGCCAACCUCUCCAAUCAUCACAAGCACACUAGACCCACUACAGCAAGGUCAGUUGUAUUCCUGUUUGGAUCAGAUGAGAGCAGUACUGGGAGACUCAAUUUCAGACUCCACACUGACUCAGGCAGCUCUUAAAUACGACUGUGACCCUCACCGGGCCCUUGAUUUCAUUCUAACUGAGGAGAACACCAAUACACACGCCCCUCCAGCCCGAACCAACACACUGCCUGAGCCUACCACCACAGCUGCACCGCAGAAAGCAAAAGUACGGGACGCUCCGGAGAGUCGUGUCGAAGCGGAGGUCGUCCCUAAGGUUGCCCGGAUGACUGUGUCAGGCAAGAAGCAGACCAUGGGCUUUGAUGUGCGAAGUGCGGAAGAAAAUGGCGUUGCCCCAUCGGUUCGCAGAGGACCGAGUCCAGAGGUCACUGCUGCUUCAACCACAGAGACCCCAUCCAAACCGGGGACUGUGAGUGAAGACUCGAAUGCCCCGACCCCAUCUCGACCUGCUGGAAAGAGCAAACAGCAGCUCAACAUCCGUGCCGAACUGGAGAAAAGACAAGGAGGAAAACCAUUACUCAACCUGGUGGUCAUAGGUCAUGUAGAUGCUGGUAAGAGCACUCUCAUGGGUCAUCUGUUAUAUCUGCUGGGGAACGUUAAUAAGAGAACCAUGCAUAAAUAUGAGCAAGAGGCCAAGAAAGCUGGCAAGGCCUCGUUCGCCUAUGCGUGGGUAUUGGAUGAGACAGGAGAGGAAAGAGACAGAGGAGUGACUAUGGAUGUGGGCAUGACAAAAUUUGAGACCGACUCGAAGGUUGUUACUCUGAUGGAUGCACCGGGACACAAAGACUUCAUUCCGAACAUGAUCACAGGGGCGGCACAGGCAGAUGUGGCUGUGUUAGUUGUAGAUGCCAGCCGCGGGGAGUUUGAGGCCGGGUUCGAGGCAGGGGGGCAGACCCGUGAGCACGGCCUUCUGGUUCGAUCCCUCGGAGUCACGCAGCUUGCUGUUGCUGUCAACAAGAUGGAUCAGGUUAACUGGCAGCAGGAGAGGUUCCAGGAAAUCGUCUCUAAGCUCGGUCACUUUCUGAAGCAGGCUGGUUUUAAGGAUUCUGAUGUUUAUUACAUCCCUACCAGUGGCCUAUCAGGAGAGAAUCUGACCACUAGGAGCAAAAUAGCAGAACUUACAGCCUGGUACACUGGACCAUGCCUACUGGAACAGAUAGAUGCAUUUAAACCUCCCCAGAGGUCAGUGGAGAAGCCCUUCAGGCUUUGUGUCUCAGACGUCUUUAAAGAUCAGGGCUCUGGUUUCUGUGUGACCGGGAAGGUUGAGGCUGGCUUCAUUCAAACAGGAGAUAAAUUGCUGGCCAUGCCCCCUAAUGAGACCUGCACUGUUAAAGGGAUCACACUCCAUGAUGAAGCGUUAGACUGGGCAGCUGCCGGUGAUCAUGUCAGUCUAACUGUCACAGGCAUGGACAUCAUCAAAAUAAACAUUGGAUGUAUAUUCUGUGAUCCCAAAGAGCCCAUCAGAGCCUGCACAAGAUUCCGAGCAAAAAUUCUCCUCUUUAAUAUAGAAGUUCCCAUCACGAAAGGCUUCCCUGUGCUGUUGCAUUAUCAGACCAUAAGCGAACCGGCUACUAUUAGGAGGUUAGUCAGUAUAUUACACAAGAGCAGUGGAGAAGUUCUCAAGAAGAAACCAAAGUGUUUGAGUAAAGGACAGAACGCAGUGGUGGAGAUUCAAACGCAGAGGCCUGUGGCUCUGGAGCUCUAUAAGGACUAUAAAGAACUGGGGCGGUUCAUGCUGAGAUAUGUGGGCUCCACCAUUGCUGCUGGAGUUGUCACGGAGAUCAAAGAGUAAGGACCAGUUGGAACUGGAUCCUCCAGAAUAACUCUGGAGAGUGGAGAGAAGUGCAAUUUCCCCUCAGAGCGAACACAUUUUGAACACAGAUGCCCACCAGGCAGCCUGACAGUGAAUCUAACUACAGUUCAUUUCACAUUUCACCUGUCCAAAGGCCCUAGACUGAAUGUGUAUAAAAGAGAGAAUGCCUUUUGUCCUGCUCUUUAGCUUGCAAAUACAAUUGAACUAUAAUAAUUAUCCCAAGUUUCAACUCAAAACCCUCCUAAUAACACACAGGAUACAGAUACAGAAAGUUUACCUGCAAUUAAUUGAUUGCAUCACAACAAAGUGAACUCAUUUUCUUUUAUUAUUUGAUAUUUUAUUUAGAUUAUUGUAAAUGGCAUUAUUUUUGAUUAAUAUGGCAGCACGUAAUGGACAUUUAGGCUUGGUUCAAAUUGAAGGAUUUUAAGGUUAGUUAUUCUGAUUAAUUAAGGAUGUGUACAUUUGUAAAAGGGGAAAUAGAAGAGAAUAAGCAACACAGCUGGCUGCUCUCAUCUCCAUCAGUUUCUCAUGUGAGCGGGACAGUGUGAAUGAAACCUGCCCUUCCAUUGCUGCUACUCAGUGUUUUGCUGAUCAUUAUUGGGUCAGUGACGAGAAAACAGGAGGGUUGAGAACCAGUGGACAAAGGGAUAUGUCAUGGAUUUAGAGGAACACAUCCGAAUGUCUGUAAUCUAACAGUAAUCACUUUAAGGACCUAACGGACAUGACUCUUAUUCAUCUGUUUAUUAAGGGGUUUUAAUUUAAAGAACAUUUGUUUGGGUGUAUCGAAGCUGAAGUUGUUCGAUCAAGGGAAAGCUUCUUCAUCAGAAAAUAAAAAAUAUUGAUCACUGUGGAAAA